Pseudo-nitzschia multistriata is the source of this 1174-nucleotide messenger RNA. The record is from the annotation of a GenBank genome assembly. NCBI's taxonomy places the organism in Eukaryota, Bacillariophyta, Bacillariophyceae, Bacillariales, Bacillariaceae.
AACGUAUUUUUCAUUAUUAAAAUGAUUGAUGAUACGCACUAUUCCCUGGGAAGAAGAGGACGAGCAGAAAUAGAAAAACAUCUAACAAGCAAGCAGCCAUUCAUARAGGCUUAAUCUUCCGACAAACGGAGAUUCUACAUCUGAUAAAUUCCAUUGGGCGAGUCUGAAUAUCCAUCAGAAUGGACGCAGCGGCUGAUACCUCCAGCGAUCGGAACGACGAAGUUGACCAGGAAAUGCUUGAUCUGUUUGCCAUAAUGAACAGCACAGUGGUUGAAUUACAAAUAGAAAUUGAUCGAUUAGAAUCGAACRAGUACAAACAUUCAUUCAAGGGCUACGAUAGUGGAAGCAAUUCCGAUGAUCGUGACGAUAACGAGAAAGAAAAAAGAAAUCAAAAGCCUCACGUACAAGRAAAGGAACGAGUUAAACAACGGCAACGAUGUUGUCUGCAAACCCACGUAAUGAAGGGUUCCGUUUCAUCGUCCAAGGUUUAUGUCUCGGGAAAAGAAARAUGUGCGGCACAAAAAGAGGRCGAAGAAAAGGAAGGAAUAGCUAUAAUGACGAUGACGCUGGACGAYGACGACRACGGAGGUACAAAUGGGAUUCAUUGGGACCRGAUCAAGCCCGUAGUGGCURGUGAUCCAGACUAUGUACCUGUUGCUGCUCCGACCGCCCACUUUGACAGAAUCGAACCAGCAAAGGCCGGCGAUCCGGACUACGUCCCCGUGACCGACUACACCCCUACCGCACCGUUUCUAAGACGACUUAGUACCAAAUUUAGGUCAUGGUUGCAAUAACUCCAAAAAAUGGAACAUUGCGGUUAGAUUAUUUGGAAUCAUGUUUGUWGUUACUACUUUGUUAGCUGGCAUACCCAAGAAGCUAGUAUUGGAAACAAAAACCUAGCAAUCCUAGAAUAUGUAACGACAAAGCAGUAUUUUGGCACCAACCGCCAAAUUACUAGUAAAGGUACCACUGUUAUUAYAAUUAUUUUUAUUUCAUACCAUUCUUGAAAUAUACAGAAACAAAGUUCGGGUCUGCUCCGAUCUUGCACGACAAGUGGGCUCUAAGUUUUGUAAACAWUCWCUGGAUCUCAUUUCCUUAUUUUUUGGUUAGAAGUGYGAGGCAUUUAUCCACACAUGAAUWACGAGUAGCUAGUGAAUAACCUCACUCUUCAUUG